This is a messenger RNA of Lucilia cuprina (Australian sheep blowfly), 1116 nucleotides long. RefSeq lists its product as uncharacterized. The coding region runs from base 67 to 954 and encodes 295 amino acids. The transcript is spliced from 5 exons. The record is from RefSeq and is a predicted model, not a curated record. NCBI's taxonomy places the organism in Eukaryota, Metazoa, Arthropoda, Insecta, Diptera, Calliphoridae.
AUUGUUGUGUUUUAAAGAAUUUGUAGUGUUGCAUACAAUUUGUUGUUUUGUGUUAAUUAAUUAAUUAUGGAUGAUCAAAACGAUGACGAUUCCCUUUUACAAGUGCUUCUGAAAAGCUUUAAUUUAGAGGAGGCAUAUCAAUACCUAAAAGCUGCUAAGGUAACGUACAAAAGCUUGCCAUAUAUUCAAAAAGAAGAAAUAAAAGAAGCCAUACCACCUCUUGACCUCCGAAUUGAAUUUCGGGAGAAGCUCUUUAAAUGGAAAAAACAGCAGUUCGAAAUUGAUGACGAAACGAUUUCAGUCAAUUCGAAGGUCGACAAUUGGAUGUCUGAUGAAGGUUUCAGUGGCAAAAGAGUUUUAAAUAAGUGUUUGAUAGAUAUUUUAAAAGAAACGGCAGGCGGAAGGGCGAUAUUAGAAUACAGAACGAAAAAGCUAACUAUCGAUCAAAGGGAUUUCCUUAUAAAAAUAAUAGUUGAAGAAGUUAUGUGCAGCCAGAUUAUAAUAAGAGUUGCAGAUUUUCCGUUAUUGGUAAAUGAAAUAGUCUCGAUAUUUCCAUCAGAAAAAGAAAUUCAGGGUUAUUAUUUUAUUUCAAGAGGCUGUAAAGGCAGUCCAAGUGGAAAGUUAUACUUUAAGUAUAAAAACUGUCGCCGUAAACGUGGAAUAUUUGAUUCCUCUGUGUCCAGUCAAGACGAAGCAGAAAACACAUCAGAGCAUAUAGAUGAAGAGAUAGAUGAAUCUGUUGCUACAGCUUUUAAAACAUCUUUAAAUAAAGAUUCAUCAGAUUGGGCAGAUGUUUGUGAGAAAUGGAAAAGAACAUAUAAAAUACGUCGCCGGGAAUUACAGAAUCUAAAUAACAUCGACUUUCUACAAUCAUGGCCCAAACUAUGCCAUGCGAAAGCUUCCGAUUUGGUAAUUUUUUUUUAUUUUUUAAUUAUGAUUUACUUAUAUUUUUGAUUUAACUUUUAAAGAAACAAUUUCUUUUGUAUGUUUACUAAUUUAUUUUUCAACAAUAUUUAUUCAUAAAAAAUUCCUUUUAAUUAAGGCCCGUAUUUAGAAAGAAGAACACAAAACAGUAUUUGAAUUUUUUUUUUGAAAAAUUCAAAAUAUUAACAAUUG